This is a messenger RNA of Calliphora vicina (urban bluebottle blowfly), 4707 nucleotides long. It is a transcript of the gene ADD1, whose product is annotated as ADD domain-containing protein 1. Gene Ontology annotation, molecular function: chromatin DNA binding. Gene Ontology annotation, biological process: chromatin remodeling; replication fork processing. Gene Ontology annotation, cellular component: pericentric heterochromatin; nucleus. The transcript has 4 exons. Bases 484 to 4206 code for a protein of 1240 amino acids. The record is from RefSeq and is a predicted model, not a curated record. Lineage: Eukaryota; Metazoa; Arthropoda; Insecta; Diptera; Calliphoridae.
CUCACACGAAUUAAAGCUAACCAAACAACACGAAUAAAACCGAACGAAGCCGCCAUAUUGGCGAUUGGCUGUAGAAAAUACUUUUUUGCAUAGAAGACACACACACAGUAUUUUUUCACAGAGUUACAGGGGCAGAAAAGAAAUUUGUGGAAAAAUUAUAAAUUUGUUUAAAUUCACAAUACAAAUAUAAUUUUAAUUAAUAAAUUUAACUGAAAUUUUAUGAAAAAUGUCAACAAUGAAAGAAAACAGUGUUGCGUGUUGGUGAAGAAAGAAAAUAUAGAAGAAAAAAAAACAAAAAACGGGAUUUUUUCCAUUUGACAACCAAAAGAAAAAAUAAAUUACAACAAAAAAUAAUAGACAUUUUUUUGACAAAAGUGUGUGUAUAUAUAGAGAAAUUAUAAAAUAUUUUUUUUAAUAAUUUUUAAAGAAAAAGUUACAACUUCUGCAAGGCUUAUAUAAAUAGACGCGUUAGUACUUACCACAAUGGAGUCCACAGGAGGCAGCUCCGGCUCUACAAUGACGGCGGCGGCUGCCAUGCCAUCACCGUCAGUUGUGGCCGAUAGUAGUAGAGUUUUUUGUUCUUCUUUAUUUAAAGCUACGAACUAUGAAUUUGAUCCCAGUAUUAAGGAAGAGGAGAGACGCUUUUAUUUAAAAGCCUAUCCGACGGUAGACGUUGUACGAGAACGCAAGACCCACUGUACCGUGUGUAAAGUACAUAUUGGAACAGCACCGGUCCAGGAGCAUGGCAUUAAAAUGCAUCCAAUAUUACGUGUGACUCACUGCAAUAAAUGUCAUGACUUUUACAAUAGCGGUGAAUUCAGCAAAGGUGAAGAUGGUUCGGAAUUGUAUUGCCGUUGGUGCGGACAAGGUGGUGAAGUAUACUGUUGCUCCAGUUGCCCGUAUGUCUUUUGUAAAUCUUGCAUUGUCAAGAACUUAUCAAGGGGUGUGGUGGCUGACAUUGAACAAAAUGAAAAUUGGAAUUGUUUCAGUUGUGCCCCGAAAAUAUUGUGGCCAUUGAGGGCACAACAUUGGGCUCUCAUGAAUUAUAUAGAGCAACAGAAAAAAGAAAUAUAUGCUCUUAAUCUAAGUGAAGCCGAAUUGAAAGUCAAUUUAAGUAAAGACCGCAGUAGGUGUUGUCGUUUAGCAAAAUCUAAAUGUGGCAACAUGUCCGAUUCUAUGGAAAGCUUGGACUCGUUGGCUUCAAAGCGUAGCCAUGGCAGCGCCACCAAGAAACCCAUCAAACAUUCAGCAACACCGUCGCCGCAGCAAAUUAAUGCGGCCAAACGUGCAAAAACCAACGAUGAAGUGGUCUGCACACCUGAUUUACUCAGCAUGUUAGAACCAGAUUGUCAAAUAACCGUAUCGCCGAAACCCAACAGGCCAAUGACAACACCUUCGGCUUCAACACCGAAAAUCAUGUCCAUACAGCAGCCACAAGCCGGUUAUGGUUCAAUGUCUUCAACACCCAAAUCUUCUGCACCACCGCCAUUAGUUUUACGUAACACCGCUAUUAAGUUAAGGCCAGCUGCUCCUCCACCAGUUGUCAGACGCACAAUUAUAGGACCCCGCACUCCCAAUCCGGGAGGCAAUGGCACUCCAGUCUAUCACACUAUCAAUGGCUAUCGCAUUGACUUGAAUUCUGCAGCCCAGCAAGAAACCUUCCGUUUACCAAAUGGUAAACUUAUACAAGUUAAACGACAAGGUCCACCCACACCACAAAAUGCUUCGCCGUCAGCUAAUAAUUGGCAGCGCAUGAGUAGUCCUCAACCACAAAGAGUUAUACCACAAACUAUAGCCUCUCGGCCCGUGCAAAUUACACAGCAUCCCUACAAUAUCAGUGUACAGCACCACCCUCAAGUGUUGCGUUAUAAUAGCAGUAUGAUUGGUUCCACAACCAUUAAUCCGGUCAAUCAUAAUGGCACAACUAUACAAGUUUUAAAUGGUCAAAUGACUUCGCAAUCCCAACCGCAACAACAACAGCAACAACAGGUGCAACAAUCUGGUCCCGUACGCCCCGUAAUGGUACGUCAUGUCUUUCCCGACAAUCCCAUUGGUCAGGCCCGUAACGGCUUGCAAGAUCAAGUCUUUAAUGCCAUGGAAAUUUGUACACAUCUUACAAACAAGGUUCAAACUCUUACCAAUUCGAAUGCUUACAAACAAGCCCGUAACUUUUUGGAAGUCAAAGAACUUUAUAUACAUCUGUCAUAUCUGUUGACAUACGCCAUUGGACGUUUCAAGAGUUUGCAAGAUAAAUGUCUGGGUGAUAUGCGCACGCUUGGUUUCGGCAACGAUGCUGAUUGUUUGGAAAAUGGCCAAUUGGCAGCUGAUAAACAAGCCAGUGAUGAUGAAGAUAAUGAAAUUGAAAUUGUUGAACCUAAAACGGAUUUGAUUACUUUGGAUUCGGAUGACGAUGAGCCACCUGCAUCUACGCCCAUUAAAACCCAACAUCCAAUUGCACAAAUUAAAACACAACUAAAGGCUUACUCAAGUCCACAGCACAGUGUUGAUGUCAAAAUUAAACCCAGGCUAUCGCCAGCUUCAAUAGCACAGGCAUAUAAACCGGUCGUUGCCAAGUCAUCGGGUUCAUUGCAUAAUACAUCUCAAGCGGACGAUGAUAACAUGGAUCUAAUGUCAAUGGCUCAAAGUUUUUUGGCCAGUAUGUUGGAAGUUGACAUACAUGAAGGUCCCUUAAAUUCACCUGGUUCAGAUUCAUCGGCUCAGAAAAAGCAGCCACGUAAAAAGCUGACCAACAAACCGAAUCCCACAUUACUAAAGCAAAAAGCUUUAAUGGAACUUGAACGGCUGGAGGAAAUGAAGCGUAAUGAUCAAAAGCUUAAAAUGAAAUGUGCCGUUGAAUUGAAAAAAGCUGAAGAAGUGUAUCCGUAUGCAAAGGAAAUGCUGGAGGCCAAGGCUAAAGAGAGACAGGAAUACGAGGAAGCCAAGAAUAAUAAACUGAAGCAACAACAAGAUAAAAAGUUAACUGAUGAAACGGAAAAUGUAACUGCAGAAGUGAUUAUGGACGAUGACGCCAUGAAUAGUUCUACAGAGGAGACUAAUAAAACUGAAACUAAAGACACAAUCAAAACCAACACAACAACAAUAGAAAAAAAAGAAGCCACUGAGGCAUCUGUAGAAAUUACAGAAAAAAAUAAUGAUAAAACCGAAGAUGAGGAAGAAAAUAUUGCAGAGAAAGAAACCUCUAUGGAAACUUCUGAAAAGGAAACAUGUGAAGAAAUUCAAGACAAGUCUACAGAAAAUAUUGCAGAUAAUGAAAUACCUACGGAAACUACUGAAAAGGAAACAUCUGUUGAAAUUCAACAAGAGAUUAAAGACAAGUCUGAAGAAAAUAUUGCAGAGAAUGAUAUAUCUACUGAAAAGGAAACAUCUGUAGAAAUUAUAGAUAAUAUUGAAGACACAACUACAGAAGAUAUUCUUCAAAAAGAUGAAGAAGAGCCUCAAGAUCUUGAAGAUAAAAAAGCGGAAGUAAAAUCAAAUGAUCAUGCAGAUGAUGAUAAAAAAGAAAAUAAAAAUACAAUAGCAACAGGUGCAAUUUCAAAAACCAUUGAAAACUCUAAGAACGAUGAUACUGAGAAAAACAAAGCAAAUGGUGUUACAAAUGAAGAUAAAAUACAAGAGGAUAUGGAAAUUGACGAACAGCCACCAGGAACACCCACGCAAGAUGAAUCUAUGGACAAUGAUGAGGAUGAGAAAGCACAAGCAUCUGCAGAAACAAGCUUAACUACAGAUGACAUGGAAACAAAUAACACCAAACCAGAUGAAAAAUUAGACAUAGAUCAAGAUAAAGAAAAAGUCCUACCGCCACAAGAGAACAAUGAUAAUGAUAAAAAUAUAGACAAAGAAAAUGAAAAUGUCGUUCCACAAAAAGAAGCUAAUGAAGAGGAUGAAAAUAUGAAUGAAUCUGUGGAGGCUGGAAAUGAAAACCAACUGAGUUCCCCAACAAAGGAAACAUUAACAAGUCCUAAAAAGUGUGAAGUCGAAGAACCCUCAACUAAACCAACAACAACAACAUCAACCGAAAUAGAAAGUGAUAAAGAUAAAGAUACCGUAAAAGAUCUUGCAAACACAGAAGAAACAAUUAAAACAUCUCCUUCUGCAGCGGAAGAUAUUCCAAGUAAAAAACAAACAAUUGAAACACCUGCAACAGAAAUCGAAGCAACCACAACAUCUAGCAAUGGCAAUAUUUAAUAGUUUUAAUUCUUAAUUAAUAUUUAAAAUAUAAUAACUUGAAUUAUAUUAUAUCAUCUACUUACUCAAACAUACAUUAAAUGUAUACAUUUUAAUUAUAUUUUAUAAAUUAUAAGAUCAAUAUAAUACCUAUUAACUAACAUACACGUUAAAUGUUCUUCUAUAAAUAUCAACAACAAAAAAAAAUCAUUUUCAUGACUUGUAGUCUAAGUGCUUUAAAUUUUUAAAUUUUCGGAAAUUAUCUUAUAAUAAUUAUUAUUAUUUAAUUUUAAAGACGGCAGUUUUUUUUUCGUCAAUGCGUUUUUUUUAUUAAUUGCAUUCAUUUUUAAUUUAUACAUUUCUUUGAGUUAAUUAUAUUAUGUUUAUUGUAAAUAUAUUUUCUUCAUUAAUUUUGAUUUUGAAAUUUUAGCUAUAUCUAGCUAUUUGAAUACAUUCAUCCUUUUAAUUCAUAUUACUGAGAAUAUAAAUAAAUUUUAAUUUUAAUAUUUGAAAAAAUAGAAA